ACUGAUGCAGGAUUACAGUUACAGUCAGUACUGACACAGGAUUAGAGUCACAGUCACUGUUAGGAUUCAGUUGUGAUCAUUUCUGUCAAUGCUGUUGUAUGGUUUAAGAACUUAAACCCAGCCCAGUCACAGUGAUUAAACUCUUGAAGAAAGUAUUUAUAUUGAGGUCAAAUGUGAGGUGAACUGGAUGUGAAAAACAAGAACACACUGCCCUUAAAAGAUAGUCGCCUUUCUAGGAUAUUUAAAGAAGCUUCUGAUGACCUGGGGGUAUUUAUGGAAGCUUCUUAUUACCUGGGAGUCUUUACAGCAUCUUCUGAUGACCUGGGCGUAUUUACAGUGGCAGGUAUACUGGUAUUCGGGGGUUUGUAAUCUGCAGCAAGAAAGUACAUUUAAAAUAUGUAAAAUAACCCCAAAUAACCUCAUUUAGCCCAGAGUCACCAACCCCACAGACUCCACCACACCUUACCUCCCUUUACCUUUAAUCUGCUAAAGGUGAAGUAUGUUUACGUCUAAUCUUUAAUCUACAGCCAGUUAGAGUGAGCUAUAAACAUUCAGUCAGGCCAGUUUCAGGGUUCAAUGUUCAAAUGAAUGUGCGCGUGGUUCGAUCUUUCGCCUGAAGCCUGCUGAUUUCCUGGAACGAGUCUGGUCAGCAGGUCCAGUUCCUGUUUUCUGAGAAAGUACAGUCAGAUCUGAUCACCACACAGCAGGAGAGGACCAGCACUGGGGACACUACGGAAAAUCUGUGGAAAUCUUUAAACCCAAAACUGGAAUAAACACACCCAAAAGAGGGGGAGAGAGAGUGAGAGAGAAAGAUAAAGAGAGGAGAAGAAAUGGAUAAAGGUGAGUCAUCUGGGCAUCUUGGGGAGACACAGCAUGUCUCAGAGCUGAGGAUUGUGCUGCUGGGAGCAAAGGAGGGAGGAAAGAGUUCAGCAGGAAACGCCAUCCUGGGCAAACAGGAGUUUACACCUGGAGUAAAAACUGCAGUGUGUAAGAAAGGGCAGGGGGAUGUACGUCGGAGGCAGGUCACUGUGGUGGACACACCUGGUUGGGUAUGUUAUUUUCCUGUUGAAGAUUCUCCAGAACUGCUGAAAGACCAGAUUGUGUGCAGUGUGUCUCUGUGCCCCCCUGGGCCCCAUGCUGUCCUGCUGGUCAUUAAUUUGAGCUCAUCUUUCCAAGAGAAACACAGGAGAGCAGUGCAGGAACACCUGGAGCUUCUCAGCGACUCAGUGUGGAGACACACAAUAUUGCUGUUCACCUUUGAGGACACUUUGAGGGAAAUGACUAUCAAGCAGCACAUAGAGAGAGAAGGUCAGGCCCUCCAGUGGGUCAUAGAGAAAUGUGGGAACAGGUACCAUGUUCUCAGCAGUAAGAACAGCAGUGAGGUCUCUCAGGUCUCAGAGCUGCUGGAGAUGAUAGAGAAGAUGUUGGUGAGUAAUGGUGGCCGUCAUUUUCACAUGGAGAGGAAAGUUCUACAGGACAUGGAGGAGAAGAGGAGGAUUACAGAAGAACGAGCCAAUCAGAGAGUGAGGAAGGUGAGAGAACACAGAGAGACCCUCAGAGACCUUCUUAAAGGGGAAACAAGCCGUCCUUCAAGGUUGAGGGUGGUGCUACUGGGGUGGGUGGUUGGGGGAAAGAGCUCAGCUGGGAAUACCAUCCUGGGCAGAGAGGAGUUUGGAGUUUGGAGAAGAACUGCACAGGGUAAGAAGAAGCAAGGUGAAGUCGCUGGGAGGCAGGUCACUGUGGUCGACACACCUGGCUGGUGGAAGUUUAUCCCGGCUCAUCUCACACCCGAUUGGAUAAAAGAGGAAAUGGUGAAGAGUUUGGCGCUGUGUCACCCUGGACCCCAUGCGAUCCUACUGGUCAUUCCUGCAGACACAGCAUUUAAAGAAGAGCAAAGGAAGAUAGUUCUAGACAACAUGAAGCACCUCGGAGAGGGAAUUUGGAGACACACUCUAGUGCUGUUCACCUGGGGAGAAUGCCUAGGAAACAUCUCCAUCGAGCAGCACAUAGAGAGAGAAGGACACGCCCUCCAGUGGCUCAUUGAGAAAUGUGGGAACAGAUACCACGUUCUCUGCAAUAAGAACAAGGAGGAUCACACCAAAGUCACAGAGCUGCUGGAGACGAUUGAGGAGAUGGUAGCAGGUAAAAGUGUCUUUCAUCUCCUGACUGAGACACAAGGUGAGGUGGUGGAGGAGAUAGAGGAGAUGGACAGAGAGACCGGGGGGGCUGAUCUCAGUACAGAGAAGCAGAAAGUUCCAGAACUGAUGCAUAUUAUUGAUGAACUCUGGAUCAGGAGGGAAGAGCAUCUGUUGGGGAAACUGGGUUUGGAUCAUACAGGAAAAAGCAAAGUUCUGCCUCCUGCUGAAUUGCAAGAAGUGUUUGAAAAGGAAUGGAGCAGAAUCGAAACAGGCCUAAAGCUGAAGAUGAUUCAGGAACAUACCACCCAAACAAGCAGGGGAGGCAGUAUGGAAACCCCUCUCUAUGGGGGAAACACACUCUGUGAAUCAGGGAGUUCGGUAGAAGUGGCUGAUUCCACAGAGGAAGAGGGGAAUGCUCUUAAGGAAGCAGCCAGCAAGACACAGACCCAGCAGUGGAAAGAUAGAGAGGAUGCUGUUUUUGAAAAGGAGUGGGAUAGGAGAGAAUGGGAGAUGUACCUGCAGUUCAGAAGGAUGAUUCAGGACUGGGCCACCUUGCCUGUGAGGGGAGCAGCAAGUAAUUCAUUGGGACGUCCCAACAUGAGGGAAGACACGUCCUCUGAACCAGACAUCUCUCGUCUUGCAAAGACAUGUAAGAAGGUGUGUGAGUGGAUGAGUGAAAAGCAUUCUGGGAAUUCUGCUGCUGCAUCUGGAUAUGAAACAAAUUCUGAAAUGAGCAAUACAGAGACCUCUGACAUCACAGGAAGAGACGAGGGACUGGGACACUGUGGGGCUGCUGAUACUUGGGAGACACAGCAUGUCUCAGAGCUGAGGAUUGUGCUGCUGGGAGCAAAGGAGGGAGGAAAGAGUUCAGCAGGAAACGCCAUCCUGGGCAAACAGGAGUUUACACCUGGAGUACAAACUGCAGUGUGUAAGAAAGGGCAGGGGGAUAGGAGGCAGGUCACUGUGGUGGACACACCUGGCUGGUUCCGUUAUUUUCCUGUUGAAGAUUCUCCAGAACUGCUGAAAGACCAGAUUGUGUGCAGUGUGUCUCUGUGCCCCCCUGGGCCCCAUGCUGUCCUGCUGGUCAUUAAUUUGAGCUCAUCUUUCCAAGAGAAACACAGGAGAGCAGUGCAGGAACACCUGGAGCUUCUCAGUGACUCAGUGUGGAGACACACGAUACUGCUGUUCACCUUUGGGGACACUUUGAGGGAAAUGACCAUGGAGCAGCACAUAGAAAGAGAAGGUCAGGCCCUCCAGUGGGUCAUAGAGAAAUGUGGGAACAGGUACCAUGUUCUCAGCAGUAAGAACAGCAGUGAGGUCUCUCAGGUCUCAGAGCUGCUGGAGAUGAUAGAGAAGAUGGUGGUGGGUAAUGGUAGCUGCCAUUUCCACAUGGAGAGGAAAGUUCUACAGGUCAUGGAGGAGAAGAGGAGGAUUACAGAAGAACGAGCCAAUCAGAGAGUGAGGAAGGUGAGGGAACACAAAGAGACCCUCAGACACCUUCUUAAAGGGGGAACAAACCGUCCAUUCGAGAUGAAGGUGGUGCUACUGGGGUGGGUGGUUGGGGGCAAGAGCUCAGCUGGAAAUAUCAUCCUGGGCAGGGAGGAGUUUGGAGUUUGGAGAAGAACUGCGCAGUGUGAGAAGAAGCAAGGUGAAGUCGCUGGGAGGCAGGUCACUGUGGUCGACACACCUGGCUGGUGGAAGUUUAUCCCAGCUCAUCUCACACCCGAUUGGAUAAAAGAGGAAGUGGUGAAGAGUUUGACGCUGUGCCACCCUGGACCCCAUGCGAUCCUAUUGGUCAUUCCUGCAGACACAACAUUUAAAGAAGAGCAAAGAAAAAUAAUUAGAGACAACAUGAAGCACCUUGGAGAGGGAAUUUGGAGACACACUCUAGUGCUGUUCACCUGGGGAGAAUGCCUAGGAAACAUCUCCAUCGAGCAGCACAUAGAGAGAGAAGGACACGCCCUCCAGUGGCUCAUUGAGAAAUGUGGGAACAGAUACCACGUUCUCUGCAAUAUGAAAAAGGAGGAUCGCACCCAAGUCACAGAGCUGCUGGAGAAGAUUGAGGAGAUGGUAGCAGGUAAAAGUGUCUUUCAUCUCCUGACUGAGACACAAGGUGAGGUGGUGGAGGAGAUAGAGGAGAUGGACAGAGAGACCGGGGGGGCUGAUCUCAGUACAGAGAAGCAGAAAGUUCCAGAGCUGAUCCAAAUUAUUGAUGAACUCUGGAUCAGGAGGGAAGAGCAUCUGUUGGGGAAACUGGGUUUGGACUGCACUGGAAAAAGCAAAUUUCUUCCUCCUGCUGAAUUACAAAAAGUGUUUGAAAAGGAAUGGAGCAGAAUCGAAAUAGGCCUAAAGCUGAAGAAGAUGAUUCAAGAACGUACCACCCAAACAAGCAGGGGAGGCAGUAUGGAAACCCCUCUCUAUGGGGGAAACACACUCUGUGAAUCAGGGAGUUCGGUAGAAGCGGCUGACUCCACAGAGGAAGAGGGGAAUGCUCUUAAGGAAGCAGCCAGCAAGACACCGUCCCAGCAGUGGAUAGAGAGAGAGGAUGCUGUUUUUGAAAAGGAGUGGGAUAGGAGAGAAUGGGAGAUGUACCUGCACUUCAAAAGGAUGAUUCAGGACUGUGCCACCUUGCCUGUGAGGGGAGCAGCAAGUAAUUCAUUGGUCCUUCCCAACAUGAGGGAAGACACGUCCUCUGAACCAGAGACCUCUCGUCUUGCAAAGACAUGUAUGAAGGUGUGUGACUGGAUGAGUGAAAAGCAUUCUGGGAAUUCUGCUGCUGCAUCUGGAUAUGAAACAAAUUCUGAAAUGAGCAACACAGAGACCUCUGACAUCACAGGAAGAGACGAGGAACUGGGACACUGUGGGGCUGCUGAUACUUAAAACUAACCAGUGUGAUAUAGUAUCAGUCUCUAUACUGCAUUAACACUGACCAGUGUAAUAAUCCAUCAGUCUCUAUACUGCAUUAACACUGACCAGUGUAAUAAUCCAUCAGUCUCUAUACUGCAUUAACACUGACCAGUGUAAUAAUCCAUCAGUCUCUAUACUGCAUUAACACUGACCAGUGUAAUAAUCCAUCAGUCUCUAUACUGCAUUAACACUGACCAGUGUAAUAAUCCAUCAGUCUCUAUACUGCAUUAACACUGACCAGUGUAAUAAUCCAUCAGCCCCUAUACUGCAUUAACACUGACCAGUGUAAUAAUCCAUCAGUCUCUAUACUGCAUUAACACUGACCAGUGUAAUAAUCCAUCAGUCUCUAUACUGCAUUAACACUGACCAGUGUAAUAAUCCAUCAGUCUCUAUACUGCAUUAACACUGACCAGUGUAAUAAUCCAUCAGUCUCUAUACUGCAUUAACACUGACCAGUGUAAUAUAGCGCCAGUCUCUAUACUGCAUUAACAGUGACCAGUGUAAUAUAGCGCCAGUCUCUAUACUGCAUUAACACUGACCAGUGUAAUAUAGCAUCAGCCCCUAUACUGCAUUAACACUGACCAGUGUAAUAAUCCAUCAGCCCCUAUACUGCAUUAACACUGACCAGUGUAAUAAUCCAUCAGCCCCUAUACUGCAUUAACACUGACCAGUGUAAUAAUCCAUCAGCCCCUAUACUGCAUUAACACUGACCAGUGUAAUAUAGCAUCAGCCCCUAUACUGCAUUAAAACUGACCAGUGUAAUAAUCCAUCAGUCCCUGUACUGCAUUAACACUGACCAGAUUAGGUGUAACUUUUUUCUCUUUUUUUCAGAGUCUGUGGGUCUUUGUUGUUUAUUUAGUGUACUUUUGUGCUUAUUAGGGAAGUCUUUCCUUCCCUUACUGCAGUUUUAAUGUCUGUGCACCUGUGUUUGCGUAAGUUCCUCUGGAUAAGAGGGUCUGCUAAAUGGCAGUAAAUAACAACGUAGCUAGCAUUAUAUAUAUUAUACUGAAUGGUGCCUCAUCCACAAUCACCAAUCACUGAGGCGUCUGCUGUAUAUCCUAUUUACUGAAUGUCUGCACUUGAGGAAAUGCUUGUCUAAUAAACUCGUGUCGUAGACUGUGGCAGUACUGAGCACUGAUACACACAAUGAA
Anguilla anguilla (European eel) is the source of this 6196-nucleotide messenger RNA. RefSeq lists its product as uncharacterized. The transcript is spliced from 9 exons. Bases 831 to 5018 code for a protein of 1395 amino acids. The record is from RefSeq and is a predicted model, not a curated record. NCBI's taxonomy places the organism in Eukaryota, Metazoa, Chordata, Actinopteri, Anguilliformes, Anguillidae. Gene Ontology annotation, molecular function: GTP binding.